UCCGCAAUCCAGACUCAGAGAGCGACCCAUGAGCAGCAGCAUGAGCCCGGGAUACGUAUGCUCCAGCAGAAGUUUGCUGAGAAAAUAAAACGCAGCCAACCGCAGAAACCAACAACGGGGGAAAAUCAGUUUUAGGUCUCCAAAGGAUGGAGCGAGAAUGAACAGCGAGCGGCUUCAGGAAAAGCAUGAACUGGAGGUUUAUUGAGGUCACCUGUGUCCUGUUUAUAUGGGAUCAUAUAACAGUUGAGUCUUCCCGCCCGGACCCGUCCGCCACAGAGCAGCAUGUCACCAAACAGUUUGACUGGCUCAUCUCUGACCGGGGGCCUUUCCACCACUCCCGGAGCUACCUCUCCUUCGUGGAGAGAUACCGCCAAGGAUUUACGACUCGGUAUAAAAUGUAUAGGGAGUUUGCACGUUGGAAGGUGAGGAACACUGCCAUCGAGAGGCGGGACCUGAUCCGCAACCCCCUGCCUCUCAUGCCAGAGUUCCAGCGGAGCGUGCGCCUGCUGGGCCGCCGGCCCUCCACCCAGCAGUUCAUCGACACCAUCAUCCGGAAGUAUGGCACGCACAUCCUCAUCUCAGCCACGCUGGGAGGCGAGGAGGCUCUGACCAUGUACAUGGCCAAGAGCAAGCUGGACCGGCGGCUGGUGAACGGCACCCAGAGCGUGGAGGCCCUGCACCAGCUGGCCUCCUCCUACUUCAUCGACCGCGACGGCACCAUGAGGAAGCUCCACGAGAUACAGAUCUCCACCAAUGCCAUCAAGGUGACAGAGACGCGCACCGGGCCGCUUGGGUGUAACACCUACGACAACCUGGACUCAGUCAGCUCCAUCCUCCUGCAGAGCCCCGAGAACAAGCUUCACCUGCAAGGUCUUCAGGUGAUCUUCCCCGAGUACCUGCAGGAGAAGUUUGUCCAGUCGGCGCUGAGCUACAUCAUGUGCAACGGCGAGGGCGAGUACAUGUGUCGCAACAGCCAGUGCAUCUGCAAGUGCUCGGAGGACUACCCACAAUGCAACUGCCCCGUCACUGACCUGCAGAUCAUGGAGAACACGCUGCAGCACAUGGUGGAGUCCUGGGCAGCCUCCUACAAGGACUUUGAGAAUUCAGACGAGUUCAAGUCCUUCCUGAAGAGGCUGCCCUCCACUCACUUCCUGCCGGUGAGCAGCGUCCACCUGCUGUGGGGCAACGACUGGGACCUGCAGGCGCGCUACCGCCUGCUGCAGAGCUCCCUGGAGGCCCAGCGGCAGAAGAUCCAGCGCACCGCGCGCAAGCUCUUUGGCCUCAGCAUCCGCUGUCACCACAACCCCAACCACCAAAUGCCUAGAGAGAGAUCUGUGCUGCAGUGGCUGAACCGGGUGCAGUCCUACCUGUACUGCAACGAGAACGGCUUCUGGGGGACGUUCCUGGAGAGCCAGCGGACGUGCGUCUGCCACACCGGCGUCACCCUCUGCCAGCGGCCCAUCCCCUGCGUCAUCGGCGGCAACAACAGCUGCGCCAUGUGCAGCCUGGCCAACAUCUCGCAGUGCGGCUCCUGCAACAAAGGCUACAAGCUGUACCGCGGCCGCUGUGAGCCGCAGAACGUGGACUCGGAGCGCAGCGAGCAGUUCAUCAGCUUCGAGACGGACCUGGACUUCCAGGACCUGGAGCUGAAGUACCUGCUGCAGAAGAUGGACUCGCGCCUCUACAUCCACACCACAUUCAUCAGCAACGAGAUCCGGCUGGAGACCUUCUUCGACCCGCGGUGGCGCAAGCGCAUGUCCCUGACGCUGAAGAGCAACAAGAACCGCAUGGACUACCUGCACAUGAUCAUCGGGCUGUCCAUGAAGAUCUGCCAGAUGCGCAACAGCAGCAUCGACCCCAUGUUCUUCGUCUACGUCAACCCCUUCAGCGGCAGCCACUCGGAGGGCUGGAGCAUGCCGUUCGGCGAGCACGGCUACCCGCGCUGGGAGAAGGUGAGGCUGGGCAACUCGCAGUGCUUCAACUGGACCCUGCUGCUCGGCAACCGCUGGAAGACCUUUUUCGAGACGGUGCACAUCUACCUGCGCAGCCGCGCCAAGGUGCCCACCAUGCUCCGCAACGACACGGGAGGGGGCCCCGUCGACCUGUCCGACCCCAAUAAGAGACAGCUCUACAUCAAGAUUUCCGACAUCCAGGUGUUUGGCUACAGCCUGCGCUUCAACGCAGACCUCCUGCGCAGCGCGGUGCAGCAGGUGAAUCAGUCAUACACGCAGGGCACGCAGUUCUACUCCUCCUCCUCCAUCAUGCUUCUGCUGCUGGACAUACGGGAGCGUAUUAACCGCUUGGCCCCUCCGGUGGCGCCGGGGAAACCCCAGUUGGACCUUUUCUCGUGUAUGCUCAAGCACCGGCUCAAGCUGAACAACAGCGAGAUGAUACGUGUCAACCAUGCAUUGGACAUGUACAACACUGAGAUACUGAAACAGUCAGACCACCUGACUACUAAACUUUGUUGAGGGGGGAGAAGGGAAUUCUGGGAGUGCAAAAACAAGGGACACAUACAACAGACAAAAAGACUGUUUGGGGGAGUAUAAAGAUGAUUUUCUUUUUGUUUUUCUCUCUCGGUUUGGACCUUUUUUUGUUCAGCUUUUUUGAUGUACUAUUAACAACUUUGUAAGUGUAAUUGUUAAACAGAAACUAAAAAUACAGAGUGGAAGCCUUUUAGUUCACUAAAGAAGAUGAUGAAGAAAAAAGGAAAAAAAAACAUGACUGUACCAUAUUUGUCGAAGCAUGUCUGUCAUUUCCUAAAGGAGUAUUACAUGAAAAAAAAAUAAUUAAAGUCAACAUCCAGUGACAAAGAGGCCUUGACUUUACUCUGAGGGAGCAAAGGUACAUCUGAAACUGCCAUUCUU
Molecule: messenger RNA, 2867 nt
Organism: Engraulis encrasicolus (European anchovy)
Lineage: Eukaryota; Metazoa; Chordata; Actinopteri; Clupeiformes; Engraulidae
Gene: brinp1
Product: bone morphogenetic protein/retinoic acid inducible neural-specific 1
Exons: 8
Coding region: 186-2471 (761 amino acids)
Biological process (GO): positive regulation of neuron differentiation; cellular response to retinoic acid; negative regulation of mitotic cell cycle
Cellular component (GO): neuronal cell body; dendrite; cytoplasm
Source: RefSeq, a predicted model, not a curated record